GGCUUGGCCAGCUACGGAGCUGGGGCCCUGCGAGGACGGCGGCGCGGAGGAGAAGGCGGACCGGAGGCGCCUGGGUCUGGGCCCUCGCGCCUCCCCACGGGCCCAGGUGUGAAACAUCAGUACCGGGACUCUUCAGAGAUGGCCAACGUGGCCGGAGUUGCGCAAAGGCAUCUGAGGAGGGGCCGUUUGCCCAGUUGGACACGAACGAGACAGCUUUGAAGGAGCGCCAUCACAGCCGCCUUGGAUAUGAGCGACUUGGCCAUCGAUUCAACAUCAACUCCUGAGGACGCACCACCAGAGGAGAUGCCGGCGGCGGGAGCGGUGACGCCCCCCCAGGGGAACAGCGGGGCUACGGCGACAGCUUUAGGGGUCAUCACGGAAGGGGUGGGCGAGCUGGCCGUCAUCGACCCUGAGGUGGCCAAGAAGGCCUGCGAGGAGGUUCUGGAGAAGGUUAAGCUGAUGCACUGCAUCUCCCCUGACGGAUCCAUCCGGUUACAAGAAGGCAGGGGCGGCCCCCGGCACCAGGACCCGUCCCUUCCGAACGGGGAAUGCUGCGAGAUCCGGUGUUUGGACGAUCCUCCCGAGGACAAAAUCCAAGAGGAAGAGGAGCAGCACCACCACCAGCAAACCCCGACAGGAGCCAGUUCGGUGAAGAGCGCCCGGCGCCGGCAGAAAAACAACUCGGCCAAGCAGUCGUGGCUGUUGCGGCUGUUUGAGUCGAAGCUCUUCGACAUCUCCAUGGCCAUCUCGUACCUGUACAACUCCAAGGAGCCCGGGGUGCAGGCCUACAUCGGGAACCGGCUCUUCUGCUUCCGCAACGAGGAUGUGGACUUCUACCUACCCCAGCUGCUCAACAUGUACAUCCACAUGGACGAGGACGUGGGGGACGCCAUCAAGCCCUACAUCGUCCACCGCUGUCGGCAGAGCAUCAACUUCUCCCUCCAGUGCGCCCUCCUCCUGGGGGCCUACUCCUCCGACAUGCACAUCUCCACCCAGCGCCACUCUCGCGGGACCAAGCUUCGCAAGCUCAUCCUCUCGGACGAGCUCAAGCCGGCCCAGCGGAGGAGGGAGCUGCCGGCCCUUGGCCCGGCCCCCGACACGGGCCUCUCGCCCUCCAAGCGGACUCACCAGCGCUCCAAGUCGGAUGCCACGGUCAGCAUCAGUCUCAGCAGCAACCUGAAGCGGACAGCCAGCAACCCCAAAGUGGAGAACGAGGAUGAGGAGUUGUCAUCGAGUACGGAAAGUCUUGAUAGAGCCUUUUGCUCCCCCGUCCGCCUGGCCCCCGAGCGCGAGUUCAUCAAGUCGCUGAUGGCCAUCGGGAAGCGCCUGACCACGCUGCCCACCAAAGAGCAGAAGACCCAGCGCCUCAUCUCCGAGCUCUCGCUGCUCAACCACAAGCUGCCGGCCCGCGUCUGGCUGCCCACCGCCGGCUUCGACCACCACGUGGUGCGGGUCCCGCACACCCAGGCCGUUGUGCUCAAUUCCAAGGACAAGGCUCCUUACCUAAUCUACGUGGAAGUACUUGAAUGUGAAAACUUCGACACCACUAACGUUCCGGCCCGAAUCCCGGAGAACCGCAUCCGAAGCACCCGCUCGGUGGAGAACCUUCCAGAGUGCGGGAUCACCCACGAACAGCGGGCUAGCAGCUUCACCACUGUGCCCAACUACGACAACGACGAUGAGGCCUGGUCCGUGGAUGACAUUGGUGAACUGCAAGUGGAGCUCCCCGAAAUGCACACCAACAGCUGUGACAACAUUUCCCAAUUCUCCGUGGACAGCAUUACGAGCCAAGAGAGCAAAGAGCCGGUCUUCAUUGCUGCGGGGGAUAUCAGGCGACGCCUCUCCGAGCAGCUUGCCCACACUCCAACGACGUUCAAGAGGGACCCUGAGGACCCAUCGGCCGUGGCCCUGAAGGAGCCCUGGCAGGAGAAAGUCAGGAGGAUCCGGGAGGGCUCUCCGUACGGCCACCUGCCCAACUGGCGCCUGCUUUCUGUCAUCGUGAAAUGCGGCGAUGAUCUCCGGCAAGAGCUGCUGGCUUUCCAAGUUCUGAAACAGCUUCAGUCCAUCUGGGAGCAGGAGCGCGUCCCGCUUUGGAUCAAGCCCUACAAGAUCCUGGUCAUCUCGGCCGACAGCGGCAUGAUUGAGCCCGUGGUCAACGCCGUCUCCAUCCAUCAGGUGAAGAAGCAGUCGCAGCUCUCCCUCCUGGACUACUUCCUCCAGGAACAUGGCAACUACACCACCGAAGCCUUCCUCACCGCCCAGCGCAACUUUGUCCAGAGCUGUGCCGGAUAUUGCUUGGUCUGCUACCUGCUCCAGGUCAAGGACAGGCACAACGGCAACAUCUUACUAGAUGCCGAGGGGCACAUCAUCCACAUUGACUUCGGCUUCAUCCUCUCCAGCUCCCCCCGGAAUUUGGGCUUUGAGACCUCGGCUUUCAAGCUCACCUCCGAGUUUGUGGACGUCAUGGGCGGCCUGGACGGCGACAUGUUCAACUACUACAAAAUGCUCAUGCUGCAAGGCCUCAUCGCGGCACGGAAGCACAUGGACAAAGUUGUACAGAUUGUGGAAAUCAUGCAACAAGGUUCCCAGCUGCCCUGCUUCCACGGUUCCAGCACCAUCCGCAACCUGAAGGAGCGCUUCCACAUGAACAUGACGGAGGAGCAGCUCCAGCUGCUGGUGGAGCAGAUGGUGGACGGCAGCAUGCGCUCCAUCACCACCAAGCUCUACGACGGCUUCCAGUACCUCACCAACGGCAUCAUGUGACCAGGCCCUCGCUCCUGUCGCCGCUUCUCCCAAAACGCGGGGCGCGGAGGAGCCUUCCCCGGAGAGAGAGGGGAACCGAAGGGCUCUUGAGGAGCACAAGACGUCCCGGCGGCCAUCUUUCCCUCGGAUUUCUUUUCAGACACCUGAGGUGGUGGCAUUGGGCGUUUCUGGGGGUUGGGGGAUGUUGGCCGUGGAAGGAGGAACCUCGAAAACCCUUGGGGAAAAAAACAGAGUGGGACGAGAAACAAAAACGUCUGGCUACUGGCUUGGGAAGUCGCCAGCCGGAAUGGAUCCGCUGGGAGAAAUGAGACAACAAAUCCCUCCCUCCCUUCCUCCCAGAUCUUUUUAUUUCAGUAUUAUUAUACCUCUUCACAUUCUCCGGACUCUUUCUCUUCCCUCAGCAUCUCACAACAUGUUUUCUUGGGGGUCCAGGUGAGAUGGGGAGGGAAGGAGGGAGCGAAAAAAGGGAGAGAAAGAAAGAAAGAGAAGAAAGAGAUUCGUUCUGGCGCAGGGUCAAGGAAUGCCGCUGUUUCUGAGCCUCCGUGUUUCUUACUUCCUUCCCCUCCUCCCCGCUUCCAACCAGCGCAUGUGGUGUUUUUUUUCCCCCCAUGUGUGUGCAUUUUCCGUCAAAACGAUUAAAUUCCCUCCCCUCCACUGUC
This is a messenger RNA of Anolis sagrei ordinatus, 3422 nucleotides long. It is a transcript of the gene PI4KB, whose product is annotated as phosphatidylinositol 4-kinase beta. Gene Ontology annotation, biological process: phosphatidylinositol phosphate biosynthetic process; phosphatidylinositol-mediated signaling. Gene Ontology annotation, molecular function: 1-phosphatidylinositol 4-kinase activity. Gene Ontology annotation, cellular component: membrane; cytoplasm. NCBI's taxonomy places the organism in Eukaryota, Metazoa, Chordata, Lepidosauria, Squamata, Anolidae. The record is from RefSeq and is a predicted model, not a curated record.